AUGGUAGCCAGCAUGGAGCCCACCAGGGCAGAAAUCAUUCGAGGCGUCCCUGUGCACUGCGCGUUGCGGGGAUGUGGGCAGGCGAUGCGUGGGAAGCAGCGUGGACUGUACAAAUUCAGCCGUGCCACAGCAGACAUCGACGAGUUUUGGUCCCACAGCUGGCACACAUCGGCCUGGAUGAAGUUUUUCACGGCGUGGUAUUUGAACUGUGGUGUCAUCGCGGCUGCCUUCGGUAUGGUGGGUGCCGCCCCGGGCUGCAUCCUACACGCCGUGGGGGCCUUGCCUGCCACCGUUGACAACAGUUUCUGCAAGUCGCAGUGGAGUGUUUUGAUUGGGGUGACCUUCUACUGUCUGUCCUUCAUGUUUUGGCGGGUGAGGAAGCUGGUGUUCUUGGACUUUCUCUGCAUAAACCAAGAGGACGAAGGCUUGAAGGCCGAGGCCAUGCUCAGCAUCGGCGCAAUCUUGAAGAGCUCAGCAUCAAUGAGAUUCUGGUGCGUGUUCGAGCUAGCAUCGUUUCUUCGCAGCCGACUGAAAGAAGAGCAUCUGAGUAUUCGACCAAACCUCAUGGGACCGGUUUUGCUCAUCGGAAAGGCUGGCCUGAUGGUGUUACUUGUUGCGUGGCCGCACUUGUUGCAAGUGUUUGCGGGUAGCGAUGAGAUCAUGGGAUCGACGCUAUCGCUAUCGGCAGGCCUCUUGCCGUGUUUCCUUUGUCUUGUCUACGUUGGCCGCCGCUUCUGUUGCAGCCUGGACACCCUACAGCAGCAACUCGGCAAGUUCCAAGUCAACGAUGCGAAGUGCUAUUGCUUCACUGUGAACCACGUGGACGAUAAGACCGGCGAGCGCAUUCUUUGCGACCGUGACAUCAUGAUGAAAUGCAUCGGAAUCUGGUUUGGAAGCGCGACUGACUUCGAGCACUUGGUGCGGGGACAUGUCAGGACAACACUGCUUCGAGAGCUCACCAACCCUUUUAUCUGUACCGGCAAAUCGUCAUGGCCUCUAGUCCUGUGA
Messenger RNA from Symbiodinium natans, 1008 nucleotides. NCBI's taxonomy places the organism in Eukaryota, Dinophyceae, Suessiales, Symbiodiniaceae. The record is from the annotation of a GenBank genome assembly.